This is a messenger RNA of Corylus avellana, 801 nucleotides long. The record is from RefSeq and is a predicted model, not a curated record. NCBI's taxonomy places the organism in Eukaryota, Viridiplantae, Streptophyta, Magnoliopsida, Fagales, Betulaceae.
AUGGAAACCAAACUUCAAGCUCCUCGGUUGGAAUGUCUAAAGGCUCAACUGGGGUUUGGGAGUGUUUUUGUAGUAGACUGUGUUGGACGAAGUGGGGGUUUGGGUUUGUUGUGCAGUUUGGAAAUUGAUGUGACGAUCCAAAAUUAUAGCCGCCGACAUAUUAACGCGGUUGUAAGAGUCGGGACACUUGGCCAGCCCUGGAAAUUUACGGGGUUCUAUGGACACCCUGAGAUAACAAAACGUAAGGAAGCUUGGAGUCUUUUACAACAUUUGAAGGAUUUUUCAUCUAGAGCAUGGCUAUGCAUUGGUGAUUUUAAUGAGAUCGUGUCGGGAGAAGAAAAGUCGGGGGAGCGCAAGACUCCAAGAUGGCAGAUGGACGCUUUCAAAGACACUUUGGAGGUGUGUCAACUUAUUGAUCUUGGUUACACAGGUCCCCUUUUUACAUGGAGUAACAAAAGAGAAGAUAGACACUUCACUCAAGAACGACUUGAUCGAGCUUUGAGCAAUUUGGCUUGGACUGAUUUAUUCCCAAAUCAUCUUGUGGAGGUGAUGGCAGCUCGAAGCUCGGAUCAUUCACCAUUAUCUGUGACUAUUUUACGGGAUGGGGCUCUCCGUGAUAGGAGUAAUCGGAGAUUCAGCUACGAGGCAAGUUGGGGCAAAAUGAGGGAGAAUAAGGAGGCUAUAAAGCAGGGGGAGGAGGGGAACUUGCGGCAGAAGGAAAUCCAAACUCUCCAAGACGACUUAAAUGAGCUCCUCUUUGAAGAUGAGGUGAAAUGGAAACAGCGUGCAAAAGAGCAUUGA